Molecule: messenger RNA, 1472 nt
Organism: Chrysemys picta bellii (western painted turtle)
Lineage: Eukaryota; Metazoa; Chordata; Testudines; Emydidae
Gene: TAF6L
Product: TATA-box binding protein associated factor 6 like
Biological process (GO): RNA polymerase II preinitiation complex assembly; transcription initiation at RNA polymerase II promoter
Cellular component (GO): SAGA complex; transcription factor TFIID complex; SLIK (SAGA-like) complex
Molecular function (GO): transcription coactivator activity; RNA polymerase II general transcription initiation factor activity; protein heterodimerization activity
Source: RefSeq, a predicted model, not a curated record
AGAUGUUAAUUGGCUGAGAGGCGGCGGAGGCGGGGCUAGCUGCGCCUUGGGAUAAGGGAUCGAGGCUGCAGCCGGGUGAACCCCGAUUCCCCCCCCGAGCCCUAAGGGGCCCCGGGCUCCCCGCCGCCAUGUCCGAGCGUGAGGAGCGGCGCUUCGUGGAGCUGCCGCGCGAGUCCGUGCGCCUGAUGGCGGAGAGCGCCGGGCUGGAGCUGACGGACGAGGUGGCCGCGCUGCUGGCCGAGGACGUGUGUUACCGCCUGCGGGAGGCCGCCCAGAACAGCUCCCAGUUCAUGAAACACACCAAACGCCGGAAACUGACGGUGGAAGAUUUUAACCGGGCCCUUCGCUGGAGCAACGUGGAGGUGGUGUGCGGCUAUGGCUCCCAGGACCCCCUUCCCUUCCGUGCUAUAAAGGAAGGGGAACUCUACUUCCAGGAGGACCGUGAGAUCAAUCUGGUGGAGCUUGCCCUGGCCACCAACCUCCCCAAGGGCUGUGCAGAGACAGCAGUGAGAGUUCACGUCUCUUACCUGGAUGGAAAAGGAAAUCUGGAACCACAGGGAGCUGUGCCCAGUGCUGUCUCCACACUCUCAGAUGACCUGCUGAAGUACUACCAGCAUGUGACCCGAGCUGUGCUUGGGGAUGACCCGCAGCUAAUGAAGGUUGCCCUCCAGGACCUGCAGACGAACUCGAAGAUCGCAGCCCUGCUGCCCUACUUUGUCUAUGUGGUCAGCGGGGUGAAGUCCGUCAGCCAUGACCUGGAGCAGCUGAACCGCCUGCUGCACAUCGCCAAGAGCCUCAUCCAGAAUCCCUACCUGUGCCUGGGCUCCUAUGUCAAGAGCCUGAUUGCCAGCGUCAUGUACUGCGUGCUGGAGCCACUCGCCGCAUCCAUCAACCCCCUCAACGACCAUUGGACGCUCCGGGACUACGCUGCCAUGCUCCUGAGCCACAUCUUCUGGACGCAUGGCGACCUCGUCAGUGGCCUGUACCACCAGAUCCUGUUGUCCCUCCAGAAGGUGCUGGCUGAUCCAGUGCGCCCGCUUUGCUCUCAUUAUGGGGCAGUGGUGGGGCUGCAUGCCCUGGGGUGGAAGGCUGUGGAGCGAGUCCUCUACCCCCAUCUCUCCACCUACUGGGCGAACCUGCAGGCCGUGCUGGACGACUACUCUGUCUCCAACGCCCAGGUGAAGGCUGAUGGGCAUAAGGUGUACGGUGCCAUCCUGGUGGCAGUGGAGCGCUUGCUGAAGAUGAAGGCCCAGUCAGUAUCAGCCCAGGGGGACAGACCAUGUAGGGAUGGGUGCCGUCGGGAGAGCUCUCCCUGGCUCAGCCCCCUGCAGGAUCCCCAAGUGGAGUUCAGCUUUGGCAUCGCCAGCCACCUUCUGCAGCUGGGCAGCGGGGGCCCCCAGCUGGGCACUGGCAUCUCUGCUGACCCUCCCACUGUCUCCCUGCACGAGACCUACCGGGAGCUCUACGACUUC